Messenger RNA from Bacidia gigantensis, 1014 nucleotides. RefSeq lists its product as uncharacterized. Lineage: Eukaryota; Fungi; Ascomycota; Lecanoromycetes; Lecanorales; Ramalinaceae. The coding region runs from base 1 to 1014 and encodes 337 amino acids. The record is from RefSeq and is a predicted model, not a curated record. The transcript has 2 exons.
AUGGUGCAAGCCGAGGCAACAACAAAAGUGGGCAAAUCGUCACCGCUUUCGGCUCAAGUAGAGGUAGCCUGUGGCGGCGACCUUGAGCUAAUAAUCGGUGAAGAAGGGGUCCAGGUCAAGCUUCUUGUUUCCUCGACGAUUCUCAAGCUAGCAUCGCCAGUGUUUGCAGUCCUACUCGGCCCCAACUUUAAGGAAGGCCAUGAUAGUGCCCCCACUGCUGGCCUUCCAAAGUCAGUAUGCCUUCCCGACGAUGAUCCAGAGGCUAUGCUAUGGGUCUGCCAAAUUUUACAUUAUGUUCGAAAAGAGCCUAUGAAAGCCGACCUAGCGCUGUUGGGGAAGAUAGCAACACACUGCGACAAGUACGACUUAGCAUAUGCACUCGGUCCCUGGGCUGAAUAUCGCCUGCAAGUUGUAGAAUGUCACACAAUGGAGGAAUCACUGUCACUCCUUUAUUGCGCCAUCAUGCUGGCGAAUAACAAGGCUUUCCACAAGUCUACUAAGUAUUUGGUAUUACAUGUUGCACGACUUACUCCAUUAGCCAUGUUAGCAAUUAUUCAAGAUUACAAGUUAGACGGUCAGCUUUUAGCAUCAAUCGAAGCAAAAAAGGAGCAGAGCAUUCGCUGCUUUCAAUUACGAGUGGAAAGUAUCAUUUCAAUGAUCACAGCGCCAAUCAUACCACAGAAAGAGACAAGGCAACAUACGAUGCUGUUGUUAAGGAGGGCGAAUUUUUGGCCUGUCUCAAGUCUGGGAAGUCACGCAAGUUUGCACGAUUUGAUCAACGAUGCAAGGGCUAUCGUAGGGUGCGCAGGCUCGCGCGAAUGCUGGUGCGACAGUGUUGAGGCUGAGAAGACCAUCAAUGUUGCUGCCGACAAGGCCUUAGUCAGGGCAGAUGGCUUGUGCCUCACCUGUUACAAAGAGGGUGCAAUGUCGAGGAACCAGGGCAAUUGCCUCGCUAGGGAUGCAAGGGAGUGCUUGGGUAUCCAGACUGAAGGACUUGAUGAGCACGGAAUGUAG